Penicillium olsonii is the source of this 693-nucleotide messenger RNA. The record is from the annotation of a GenBank genome assembly. NCBI's taxonomy places the organism in Eukaryota, Fungi, Ascomycota, Eurotiomycetes, Eurotiales, Aspergillaceae.
AUGUCCUGCCCUCAAGCAUCCGCCGAGAACCAACAGGGAAUCCCAGGCGACCCAAGAACAGUCAAGAGCCAAGUCCUCGAGACAGGAGCCUCAAUGAUCCAAGACUUCACACCCGUGAAGCAAAUCUGCGCCCAUCUCAAUGCCUUCCACGUCUACGCCAACGACCCCAGACGCUGCAUCGAGGCCAACCACUACUGCACACAUCUAACAGAGGACGUACGACAAUGUCUAAUCUACGACUCCCCCGAGAAAAACGCCCGCCUCAUCGGCGUCGAAUACAUGGUCUCGCCACGAAUCUUCUCAACUCUCCCAGAAGAAGAGCGAAAGCUCUGGCAUACACACGAAUUCGAAGUCAAGAGCGGGAUGCUAAUCAUGCCUGCGCCGGCGGGAGUACCCAAGCCUGUAUGGGAGGCUGCGGAGACGGCAGAGAUGCAGGACGUUGCGCCAAUAUAUGGGAAGACGUAUCAUUUCUGGCAGGUUGAUCGGGGGGACCCUGUGCCCAUGGGUGCGCCACAGUUAAUGGGGAGCUUUACGUCGGAGGAGAGUGUGGAGUUGGCUAAGCCUGGGGGAUUGGAUGCCUUGCUUGGGGAGCGAGAUGCGAGGUUUGGGGUGGAUUAUCGUCAGAAGGCGAAGAAGAGGGAGGGGAUUGAGCCUGUUGAGAUACAUACGGAUGCCGAUGCAAUGUGGAAAUAA